Tupaia belangeri chinensis (Chinese tree shrew) is the source of this 844-nucleotide messenger RNA. RefSeq names its product B9 domain containing 1 (gene B9D1). Gene Ontology annotation, cellular component: MKS complex. The transcript has 7 exons. NCBI's taxonomy places the organism in Eukaryota, Metazoa, Chordata, Mammalia, Scandentia, Tupaiidae. Gene Ontology annotation, biological process: cilium assembly. The record is from RefSeq and is a predicted model, not a curated record. Bases 66 to 665 code for a protein of 199 amino acids.
ACCCCGGCGCCUCUUAGGAACUGCGUGCCCCGCCUGCGUGGGUUCUCAGCGCUCCGGGCAGUGCCAUGGCGGCCGCGAGCCCUAGCGUCUUUCUGCUCAUGGUCAAUGGGCAGGUGGAGAGCGCCCAGUUCCCCGAGUACGACGACCUCUACUGCAAGUACUGCUUCGUGUACGGCCAGGACUGGGCCCCCACUGCGGGCCUGGAGGAGGGCAUCUCCCAGAUCACGUCCAAGAGCCAGGACGUGCGGCAAGCGCUGGUGUGGAACUUCCCCAUCGACGUCACCUUCAAGAGCACCAACCCCUAUGGCUGGCCACAGAUUGUGCUCAGCGUGUACGGACCGGACGUGUUCGGGAACGACGUGGUCCGAGGCUACGGGGCGGUGCACCUGCCCUUCUCACCUGGCCGGCACAAAAGGACCAUCCCCAUGUUUGUCCCAGAAUCUACGUCUAAACUGCAAAAAUUUACCAGCUGGUUUAUGGGACGGCGGCCCGAGUACACUGACCCCAAGGUGGUGGCCCAGGGCGAAGGCCGGGAAGUGACCCGCGUGCGCUCUCAGGGCUUUGUCACCCUCCUCUUCAACGUGGUGACCAAGGACAUGAGGAAGCUUGGCUACGACCCCGGGCCUGCGGACACACAGGGCGUCUCGGGCCCCUGCCUGCCCUAGGCACCUUGGGAAGGCUCUGGGCCGCCUUUGCCCACCCUGGGCCGGGCCAGGCAGACCGGACAGCACUCAGAACGUGGAGGGUCUUCCAGGGGCGCCCGACCUGGCAGGCAGGGCACCCGCGCCUGGGGGCUGGAGGUGUACAGAAAAGCUUUAUAUAAUAAAGAGUCCCGUUCUCACAA